AAUAUAGAGAAUAUAGAGAGGAGUUUGAUUGAGUAAGAAGAGGAAGAGGAAGAGGAAGUGAAAAAAUGGCGAGCAGGUACUGGGUGGUGUCUCUGCCUGUCCAAAACUCGGCGUCGUCUUUAUGGAACCGCCUCCAGGAUCAAAUCUCCAAGCAUUCCUUCGACACUCCCCUCUACAGAUUCAAUAUUCCCAAUCUCCGCGUCGGAACCCUCGAUUCUCUUCUCUCCCUCAGCGACGAUCUCUUAAAGUCCAACAACUUCGUAGAGGGUGUUUCUCACAAGAUCAGGCGCCAGAUCGAGGAGCUAGAGAGGGUUUCUGGAGUCGAGAGCAGCUCUCUCACCGUGGAUGGAGUUCCAGUGGAUUCAUACCUCACUAGGUUCGUUUGGGAUGAAGCUAAGUUCCCGACAAUGUCUCCUUUGAAGGAGGUCAUCGACAGCAUUCAUGGUCAAGUUGCAAAGAUCGAGGAUGAUCUCAAGGUUCGGGUAGCUGAGUAUAACAAUGUUCGCAGUCAACUUAAUGCUAUCAACCGAAAGCAGAGUGGAAGCUUAGCAGUCCGUGAUCUUUCCAAUUUAGUGAAAUCAGAGGACAUCGUUGUCUCGGAACAUCUGGUGACCCUCCUUGCAAUUGUUCCCAAGUACUCUCAGAAGGAUUGGCUGUCAAGCUAUGAGACCUUGACUAGUUAUGUGGUCCCUAGGUCCUCUAAGAAGUUAUUUGAAGAUAACGAAUAUGCUCUUUACAGUGUAACACUGUUUGGUCGAGUUGCAGAUAAUUUUAGAACAAGCGCUCGUGAAAAGGGAUUCCAAAUUCGUGAUUUUGAAUAUAGUUCUGAAGCACAAGAAAGUCGAAAGCAGGAGUUGGAAAAAUUGGUACAAGACCAAGAAAAUUUAAGAAGCUCGCUUUUGCAGUGGUGCUAUACCAGUUAUGGGGAGGUGUUCAGCUCCUGGAUGCAUUUUUGUGCUGUACGUGUGUUUGCUGAGAGUAUUCUGAGAUAUGGCUUACCACCAUCUUUCUUGGCAUGUGUUUUAGCUCCAGUUACAAAAAGUGAGAAGAAAGUACGAUCAAUCCUUGAGGGGCUGUGCGACAGUUCUAACAGUACUUUCUGGAAAACUGAAGAUGAAGUGGGGAUGGCUGGUCUAGCAGGUGAUGCGGAUGCACAUCCGUAUGUUUCAUUUACAAUCAAUCUUGUUUGACUGGCGCAGCACGAUGCAGUGUCUCAGUUUCAAAUUCUGAAUCUGAGGAUUCCUUUGGACAGCAAUAAUAGUGCGGACGGGUUCAAGGAUACUUUGUACAUUAGGAUCAAUAACUGUCGCCGUUGUUAACUAUUUCUAAGUGCUGCUUUGGGAGUUUCCAUGAGCGUUUUAUGUCUGUUUUUAUAAGAGUGAAACUUAUGGGAGGUUCUACCAUCUCGAAAUUUGUAGUUUUAGUUUGUUUUCGGGUUUCUGUUUACCAGUAACUACAAAGCUUGAAAUACAUUGUACCUUUUUAUUUAUUUAUUUGAUAUGAUCCAAAUAAUACCUCGAGGUUCCGAUUAAA
This is a messenger RNA of Rosa rugosa (rugosa rose), 1533 nucleotides long. RefSeq names its product V-type proton ATPase subunit C. The record is from RefSeq and is a predicted model, not a curated record. The coding region runs from base 66 to 1190 and encodes 374 amino acids. NCBI's taxonomy places the organism in Eukaryota, Viridiplantae, Streptophyta, Magnoliopsida, Rosales, Rosaceae. Gene Ontology annotation, molecular function: proton-transporting ATPase activity, rotational mechanism. Gene Ontology annotation, cellular component: vacuolar proton-transporting V-type ATPase, V1 domain. The transcript is spliced from 11 exons. Gene Ontology annotation, biological process: proton transmembrane transport.